Molecule: messenger RNA, 5333 nt
Organism: Tachysurus vachellii
Lineage: Eukaryota; Metazoa; Chordata; Actinopteri; Siluriformes; Bagridae
Gene: sertad4
Product: SERTA domain containing 4
Exons: 4
Coding region: 1507-2319 (270 amino acids)
Cellular component (GO): nucleus
Source: RefSeq, a predicted model, not a curated record
CUUGUAAAUGACGGAGUAAGAUGGACUGAUUAAAGCUUCUCUUAGAAUAUGGUAGGAACUAAAGCUGUGAGCAGGGAACUAAAGAAAAUUAGCACCACGACUGACUGAUGAUUCUGUAGCUAAAAGUCUUGGCUGAGUGUCGAACAGUGAGUGGCAUGUUGUUGUGUCUCGGUGGUGUGAACACAGGGUGACAACGUAACACACAGUGGUGAUUAUAAAACCUAAAGAUCAGAUGAUCAGGGGGCGUUUUAAUAGUUACCAUGUUGUGUGUUCCCUAAAAGGAGAGUCAGAAAACUGGACACACCCCAUACUUUGUUCUUAUGAGUUUCUGAUGCAGACAUCUGGGGAAAAGCGUGAGCGUGUGUGUGUGUAUAAAAGAGAGUGUUGUGUGUGUGUAAAAGAGAGUGUUGUGUGUGUGUGUGUGUGUGUAAAAGAGAGUGUUGUGUGUGUGUGUGUGUGUAAAAGAGAGACAGUGAGUGAGAGAGAGUUAAGAAAAGAAGGAAAGGGAGUGUACAAAGUGUGUGCGCGCGUGUGCGUAUGUGUAAAAGAGAGACAGUGAGUGAGAGUGUUAAGAAAAGGAGAAGGGAGUGUACAAAGUGUGUGUGUGUGUAAAAGAGAGUGUUGUGUGUGUGUGUGUGUGUGUAAAAGAGAGACAGUAAGUGAGAGAGUGUUAAGAAAAGGAGAAGGAAAGGGAGUGUACAAAGUGUGUGUGUGUGUGUGUAAAAGAGAGACAGUGAGUGAGAGUGUUAAGAAAAGGAGAAGGGAGUGUACAAAGUGUGUGUGUGUGUGUGUGUAAAAGAGAGUGUUGUGUGUGUGUGUGUGUGUGUGUGUGUGUGUGUGUGUGUAAAAGAGAGACAGUAAGUGAGAGUGUUAAGAAAAGGAGAAGGAAAGGGAGUGUACAAAGUGUGUGUGUGUGUGUGUGUGUGUGUGUGUGUGUGUGUGUGUGUGUGUGUGUGUGUGUGUGUGUGUGUGUUUCUCGGUUUAACCGGAGCAAAGGAGUGAGGAGCGCGCGCACCUCUUAUUAAAAAGAAAGGUCCCGGAUCAAAGACGUCAAAAAAAAAAAAAACGAUCGCGUGCCAGAUGAAGUAGUGCUCGCUCUUACACCCAUCAUCAUCAUCAUCUUCAUCCUCAAGCUCAUCGAUGCCACACUACAAAAGGCAGACGCAGAAACGGAGAGAGAGGCUGGUGUGGAGCCGCGGGGUCACCGGAUGCGCGAGACAUUCCGCCACAUGACCGACGGAGGCUUUUGUUCUGCGUUACCGACGCGGAGAGAAGCUGUGCGUGCGCCACAGGGAGCACAUUACACUGUAUCUCUAUUAUCUCUAGAAUAAUAUACUACCGUAGUACACGUGCAGCCGUGGAAACACGCCGAAACACGCCGAAUUCUCACCUUUUAUCCUCCGUUUAUUCUGAUACCAGAGGAUUUAUUUUCUCUCUGCAGUUUUAUUCCAGUCCACGGAGCAAGUCUGGACACGUGCAUCCCAGUAUCUCCAGAAAAAGGCAGCGAUGACUUUAGUUUUGUCCAUGAACCCUUUCUGUGACCAUGAAUCUGAGCCUCCGCCCACAAUUUACCAGCCAAUCUGGGAGUCUGAACACAGUGGCCCCUCCCACUCGUCAUCUGUUUGUAACGCCCAUGAGCUUAACGAUGGCCCCGCCUACAGAGGAGCCGCACAUCAUGUGACCAUGUCGCGAAUCACCUACUUUAAAAGAAAAUACGUGGAAGACGACAACCUUCCACUGAACUUCAGGAGUUAUCGUCACACUGUGUCCCCAUUGUUAGAGGAACACAAUCACGUCCUUCACCUCUCUCUGGACAAAAUGCGCUUCAUCGACGACCCGGAGGUGUUCCUGCGCCGCUCCGUUCUCAUAAACAACCUCCUGCGCCGCCUCAGAGCCGAGAUCCUCCUCCAGGGGGCGUGGCCUUUCGUGGCAGGUUCCGUCCCGGUUUCCUUGACGACACCCGUCUCCACCCACCAUGAUCGGAGCCGUAAGAGGCUGAGAUUGCUGCAGGAGGAGGAAGACGAGUGCGUCUCCGCGUGUUGUUGCUUCUACGAAGCGAGCAGGUACAUGCAGCUUCCCGUGUGUGUGUAUGAGAGAGAUGUUCAGCCUUCAUCAUCGUCAUCAUCAUCGUCAGCCAUAACGGAGAGACUGGAGCAUCUUUUUGAGGAGGAGGAGGAGGAGGAGGAGCUAGAGAGCGAAGGAGAGGAGGAGCUCGACUCGCUGUGUCCCGGUUUGGACCUGUGUGAAGCGUCGCUCAAGGCGAGAGAGAAACUCGGCGAGAGAGAGACAGAGACAGAGACACCGAAGGAGAGACGAUAGUCUCCGUGGGAACGGGACAACAGGCGGUGCUAGUUUUGGCUCAGCUCAGGAGGAAGUAGCAAAGCUGGGAUUUAUACGGUACGAGUUAACCACAUAAUGGCUGAGUAAAGCGUUUAAAGGUCGACGGUGAGCUAGCGGCGAUUAUAGUCCAGAGGCGGUUAGUGUCGGAAUCUCUGAGGUGAGGGAACAAAGACUGUGAGUGAGGACGUGUGUUAAUGUUCAUACUCACAUGAUGAUUAACACCAAUCAGACAUUAGUGAAGAGUCAACAAACUCAACUCAUUACAGCAGAUUUACACUUCAGAGAGAGACAGGGAGAGAGAGAGAGAGAGAGAGAGACAGGGAGAGACAGAGAGAGAGACAGGGAGAGACAGAGCCAGAGAGACAGGGAGAGACAGAGGGAGAGACAGAGGGAGAGACAGAGGGAGAGAGAGAGGGAGAGGCAGACACAGAGAGAUAGAGAGAGAGAGAGACCCCUAAAAUCCUUUAAUAAUGCAGCUCAGCCACUGUAGUGUGUCGCUUUUCUCACACACACACACACACACACACACACAAACUCACACCAUCUAUUACAAUUUGUUUGUUUUCAGCACAAUUAACGAGCCCCACUGAGCCAAACAGUUCAGUGUUCAGUAAACGUUGUUGGACCCGAGCAGAACGGAACGUUGUUAAUGACUUAAUGACCAAAUUCUUCAUUUCUUCAGGACUUUUUUAUUCUGACAGACAGAAAAUGUUCCAGUUUCCUUCCAGACUCUCGGUGACGGUUCCUUUACUUCUGAACAUUUCAUGUCAAUACAGUUAGUGAAAAUCCUUCAGUCUUUACUUUAACACAAUCAGACAUUCUGGAUUAUUCCUCCAUGAUCUGAUCUGGUUUGGACUAGCAUUAGCAUUAGCAUUAGCACUGGCUCGCUAGCUGCUUUGUGCUCACGUUAGUUAGCGUUCACACGAGGGCUGUUCGGUUCUGUUACGGCUUACAGAGAAACUGAACACCUGAAGGAAAUGGAUUCUUAAAAAAAAAGAGUUUGAUUAUUAAAAUAUUUGCUUGUGUGUUUUUAACCAAACGCCACCAGAGCUGCAGUGCUGAGAAACAGAAGAGCUAAACCUGUGUAGCAUCACAGGACGGCUUUCCAUCAGAGAAACUAAACAGAUAGCUUGGUUUUGAGCUGCUAAACCUCUGUGAACUACAAGAAUAAUUCAGAACUCAGUGUUUCAAACUCCGACAAUAAAACAAGGACCUGAAGCUGGAUAGCUGCAAGAAACCAGAGUUUAGCCAACUACAGUCCACAUGGGUGAUUUCUUACAUGUUCACAGAUAUGAAUAAUAUCUGGUGUGUGAGUGUGUGAGUGUGUGUGUGUGUGUGAGUGUGUGUGAGUGUGAGUGUGUGAGUGGGAGUGUGUGUGUGUGUGUGAGUGGGAGUGUGUGUGAGAGGGAGUGUGUGUGUGUGAGAGAGGGAGUGUGUGAGAGAGGGAGUGUGUGAGAGAGGGAGUGUGUGAGAGAGGGAGUGUGUGAGAGAGGGAGUGUGUGUGUGAGAGAGGGAGUGUGUGUGUGUGAGAGAGGGAGUGUGUGUGUGUGAGAGAGGGAGUGUGUGUGUGUGAGAGAGGGAGUGUGUGUGUGUGAGAGAGGGAGUGUGUGUGUGUGAGAGAGGGAGUGUGUGUGUGUGAGAGAGGGAGUGUGUGUGUGUGAGAGAGGGAGUGUGUGUGUGUGAGAGAGGGAGUGUGUGUGUGUGAGAGAGGGAGUGUGUGUGUGUGAGAGAGGGAGUGUGUGUGUGUGAGAGAGGGAGUGUGUGUGUGUGAGAGAGGGAGUGUGUGUGUGUGAGAGAGGGAGUGUGUGUGUGUGAGAGAGGGAGUGUGUGUGUGUGAGAGAGGGAGUGUGUGUGUGUGAGAGAGGGAGUGUGUGUGUGAGAGGGAGUGUGUGUGUGAGAGAGUGUGUGUGUGUGUGUGUGUGUGUGAGAGAGUGUGUGUGUGUGUGAGAGAGUGUGUGUGUGAGUGAGAGAGUGUGUGUGUGAGUGAGAGAGAGUGUGUGUGAGAGAGAGUGUGUGUGAGAGAGAGAGUGUGUGUGAGAGAGAGAGUGUGUGUGUGUGUGAGAGUGUGUGUGUGUGUGUGUGUGUGUGUGAGAGUGUGUGUGUGUGUGUGAGUGAGAGAGAGAGAGAGAGAGUGUGUGUGUGGGAGCGAGUGUGGGAGCGAGUGUGGGAGCGAGUGUGGGAGCGAGUGUGGGAGCGAGAGUGAGCGAGUGCUUGAAGGAAGGCAGAUUUUCAGUUGCUUUAAAUUCCUGGUAAUAUUUCCUCACGGUCUUUACAUUUUUAUUGUAUUGUAAAAGUUUUUUGAAUGAUGUUUACACACAGCUGCUGUUUUAUUGCUACACUACACUCGCUCUUGUCCUGAUCUCCUAACCUCAGACAGAUUAGUGAGUCAUGCAACGUUACUCGCUAGUCUCAGUCAGUCGUAACGUACAGAACGAUCACAGACAGAUCACAAAACACAGAGCUAGCAUCUUGUAGCUAACAACAUGCAGACUGUUAACCGCUUACAUUAGUUGUGUUGUAUAAUUAACCAGUUAUAUUCACUCACCAGGUCCUUUUUCAGCAUAAACACAAACAAGGCACAACUUUGUUUAGCUGCUAGCGUGUGCAAAUAAGAAAGGUGACUAGUUCCCUAACUGAUGCUAGCUAGCUGAAUGUGACCAGGGGAAAGAUGUGAUUUAAAAAGGUUUUAGCUAUAAAACGUGAACUCGCGUCUGUAAUUCAGAAUAAAAUCCAACUGGAAAUCAGAGAAAAUACAGAAAGAAUCAAUUUAAAACUUUUUUAAAUAUGAAGAAAAAUAAAAAUAAACCGAGUGUUUUUUCCUGACAUUCUCACAGACCUGCUACACGUCUACCUGCGUGUUUAAUUCUAGUCAUUAUUAAACUAACCAGCUGUCAGAUUUCUACAGUAAAUCAGUCUCUUUGUAUAUUUGACAAAAUCCCUAUCAUUGUUUUUUUUUUCUCAGAUUUGUUUGUUUUUUUGUUUUUGUUUUUUUU